AUGUCAGUUUCAGCAGAUACUAUAGAAAAUAAGUUGAAAAACGAAUUAAAUGCUUCUUUUGUGAAAGUAGAAGAUAUUUCUGGAGGCUGUGGAUCGAGUUACUCUGUGAUUAUUGUUUCGGAAAAAUUUGAAGGAAAACCGCUAUUGCAACGACAUAGAUUGGUUAAUGCUUGCUUGGAAGAAGAAUUAAAAUCUAUACAUGCCUUCUCGCAAAAGACUUAUACUGAAGAGCAAUGGAAAAAGAUAAAUGCUAAAUGA
Molecule: messenger RNA, 258 nt
Organism: Trichoplax adhaerens
Lineage: Eukaryota; Metazoa; Placozoa; Uniplacotomia; Trichoplacea; Trichoplacidae
Exons: 3
Coding region: 1-258 (85 amino acids)
Biological process (GO): intracellular iron ion homeostasis
Cellular component (GO): cytosol; nucleus
Molecular function (GO): 2 iron, 2 sulfur cluster binding
Source: RefSeq, a predicted model, not a curated record